ACUCAAAGGACACCAAAACGACACGCUUUCUCCCUUCCCGUCCUUCUUCUAUUCGGGUCUCCUUCAGCUGCUCACAGCCCUGCCUGGGCCGGGCGCCCGGCGCUGACACAGGCGGGGUGUGGGCGGUGGGGGGGCUCGGCCACAGCUGCCGCUGCCAUUGGGGCCGGCGAGGGGCCGGGCUGCUCGGCCCGGCGGCCUCGGGGAAGACGGCCGGGAGCAGCACCCUGCGUCCUGAGGUGUCUGGCGGAGGCGUUGCUCGUUGCCGCCGGCUGCCGGGCACGGGAGGAGGAGGAGAGCGACAUUCCAGCCGCUGUCUUUUAUUGCUGAACGUUUGUUCGUUCCUACGAUUCUCUGUGAAGACAAGUUAUGUCAACAGCUGCUUUAAUCCAUUUGGUAAGAAACAGAGGGUAUCAAGUACGGAGAGCCCUGCUGACGUCCCGCCUCUUGCAAGACGAGAAGCGUCCAACAGUUGAGUGCUACAGUUCCACCUCUGAACGCCGUGCGUCCCGCUUCGAUCCAGAUGGGAGUGGGCGACCCGCCACAUGGGACACCUUUGGCAUCUGGGACAAUCGCAUUGAUGAACCUAUUCUCCUCCCACCAAGCAUAAAGUAUGGGACGCCAAUUCCCAAAGUCAGCCUGAGCAACGUGGGCUGUGCUAGCCAUAUUGGCAAGCGGAAGGAAAACGAAGACCGCUUUGAUUAUGCUCAGCUGACAGAGGAUGUCCUGUACUUUGCAGUUUACGAUGGACAUGGCGGUGUGGCGGCAGCAGACUUCUGUGCUAAGAACAUGGAAAAAUAUAUCAAAGAAUUUCUUGCUCAGGAGGAAAACUUGGAAAACGUUUUGAACAAUGCUUUUCUAGAGAUAAACAAUGCAUAUGAAAGGCAUGCUCAUCUGUCUGCUGACGCAACUUUGAUGAACUCUGGGACCACUGCGACAGUGGCCCUGCUCCAGGAUGGUAUUCAGUUGGUUGUGGCAAGUGUGGGAGACAGCCGUGCCCUACUGUGUCGAAAAGGAAAGGCUAUGAAACUCACUAUUGACCAUACGCCAGAAAGGAAGGAGGAGAAGGAAAGGAUUAGGAAGUCUGGUGGCUUCGUUGCCUGGAACAGUUUGGGACAACCACACGUGAAUGGUAGACUUGCAAUGACGCGGAGCAUAGGAGAUUUGGAUCUUAAGAACAGUGGCGUGAUAGCCCAGCCAGAAACAAAAAGGGUUCAGUUGCAUCAUGCAGAUGACAGCUUCCUGGUCCUUACUACAGAUGGUAUUAACUUCAUGGUGAACAGUCAGGAGAUCUGUGACUUUAUUAAUCAGUGCCACGAUCCCGCUGAAGCUGCCCAUGUUGUUACUGAGCAGGCAAUGCAAUUUGGCACUGAGGACAACAGCACGGUUGUCAUAGUGCCUUUUGGAGCAUGGGGAAAGUAUAAAAACGGCGAGAUCAACUUCUCCUUCAGCCGCAGUUUUGCCUCCAGUGGGAGGUGGGCAUGAAGUCCUGCCACAGCUAUCUUUUCCUGCAAUAAUCUGGACACAGUGUGCUACAAGAGAGCACCCAUCUGUUCAUAAGCUGGCUGAAUGUCUUGUUCAUCUCCCCUGCUGCCAGUGUUAAGGAAGAUGCCACCGCUCCCUUAGUGCGUAAUGUCCCAUUACUGCUUGCAGUUGAUUGCAUUUUACUAUGCUCGUUUAUUCAGAUCGGCAUUGAGGCAGCUAUUUCUUUGGGUUUCUAUUCCCAGCAGCUCUUCACACCACUUGGUUCACGUAGACAAGUCUCUAGGCCUCCACCUGAGGCUGGAGCUAUUGCACAUUUGUUUCAUACCAACCUGUAUUACCUAGGACUCUUAGUUACCUGGCAGCUGUGAAAGUCUGAGACUGAGCCAUGUGCCAUCUUCUUUGUACAUUAAUCCACAGGGGAACAAGCGCACAGUUUUCCUAGUGAGACAAAAAGAGGUUUUGUUGUUUUCCUCUGCCAUGCAGCCACCCAAAACUCCCUGUGUUUCCAGGAGAAGCAGGUGAAAUACAAGGGGGAAGUUUCAGAAGCAAUUAGCCUGUGGUUAUAUUCUGGUGCCAGUGGCAUUCAGUGUACCUGAACAACAUCCUAAGACAGUGCUGCUUUGCAGGAUUUUAGGCUCUCACUGCUGUUAUCUGUCAUCCUUCAGCUCCCAAGAGACAGAGCAGGCUAGAGCCAUGUACUGUUGGACAGAGAGGAACAUCUCUCUGUUGGGUCCAAAGCCUGGACCACCUGUGUGCACCAUGCAGCAGCCCCUUGCACUGCAUUGUCUUUGGUGUGUCAGUGGCUUAACAGAAGCAUGUAGGAGGGAAAAAGCAGCACAUUUUUUGAAUUGCCGAGACUCCGAUCAAUUUCAAUGUCCUUUUAUUUUUUUUAUGUUCUCCUUUUUUUUCCCCCUAAGAAAAAAGAAACAUUUCAAAGAGUUUUCUAUUCAAGAUUCUUUGGAUGUCUAAGAAAGGAGUUUGUUUAUUAUUUCUUCAUAAAUAUAUGAGCAUUUUCCUGCCCUCUGCUGAAGUUUUUUUUCAGUUAGUCAGGAUGUCCUGGGUCUCCUUAUGGUAUACAGAGAGAUGUAAAAUGCUCAAAGCAAGAAAGCUAGAGAAAUGAGUGAGCAUUUUAAUAACGUACUACAGUAAUUUUUGUAAGUUUGGGGGUUUUGUUUCUAGUGGGUGUCCAAUACUGGGACACCAAAAGGUAGUUUUGUACUUAAAGGAAAUGUAUCUACUUCCCUUUGUGUUGGGAGUCCGUGUCCAGCAAGGCACCAAUGGCCAGAGCCCUGAGCCAGCUCAGCUCGCUGCUGUGACAAGACUGCAGGUGACACGUCAGUGUGUUGGCAGCAGGUGAAGAGUUGUCCCAGCAUGCCUCCGUCAGAGCUCGUUCUUCCUCUGCUCCAAAUCAGGCGUGCAGUUCCUGUGGCCUCUGAAUCACCCUGCUGUAAGAAAAUAAGGGCAGAGGAAAAUCAGGCUCUUCCCACAUUUGCAACAGUAGUUUUUAGCUGUUUCCAACCAUGCAAUUUUACAUACCAAACAAACCAGCCAACCAAAAUGAACAGAAGUGAGAGAAACUGCCUGAUACUAAACCACGUUACAACAAGGAAAAAUAUUUCUGAGAUGCCUGGUCUGAUUCUUGUUUUUGAGUGUGACAUAGGCAUCUUCAUUAUUUUUAGCCCUUUCCAGACCCAGGGUUACAGCACUGAUAGUCAUUCCACAUCUUCUCGGCUCUAGCUGCAGGCCUAGGAGCACCCUGCAGAGCUCAGCGUUGUACUGACAGCAUUAAUUCUCUGUGUUUAGAGAGUAUGCUCAUUUUGUCCCAUUGCUUGGUGUAUUAUAUGGUAUAUAUAGUGUCAAUAUUUGGUUCAUAAGUAUAAAGAACUCAUGAAUCAGUAUUUGU
Cygnus atratus (black swan) is the source of this 3385-nucleotide messenger RNA. It is a transcript of the gene PPM1K, whose product is annotated as protein phosphatase, Mg2+/Mn2+ dependent 1K. Lineage: Eukaryota; Metazoa; Chordata; Aves; Anseriformes; Anatidae. The transcript is spliced from 7 exons. Gene Ontology annotation, molecular function: cation binding; protein serine/threonine phosphatase activity. Bases 367 to 1482 code for a protein of 371 amino acids. The record is from RefSeq and is a predicted model, not a curated record. Gene Ontology annotation, biological process: protein dephosphorylation.